AUGGCGGACGCAAAGGGCCCCAGUAGACCGUUGACCAGAUCACGCGUGCGAGCGGGAAAAGCAUGCACGCACUGCCAUGAGAAACGGAUAAAGUGUGACGCCAACCAACACAUGCCAUGCACCCAUUGCGUGCGGGAUCGCCAUACGGAUUGUGUUCUCCGUGAGACAAAACGGGGAACGUAUGCCCGGAACGCCCUGCGUCAAAAAACAAGCAAGCGUUAUCCACGCGGAAAAGCCCCGGCUGGUCUUGCCGAAGAUCUGCCCCCGUAUUCUGUGAAUGAUCGGGUGGGGACUGAAGAUUCCGGGGCACCCCUUGCGGCUGGAUCCAACGUUGCUGCAACCUUAUCGACGGAGUCAUAUGUUUCAAAUUCUACUCCGUGGAGCCCAAGAGGCAGAGGCUAUGUCUAUGCUCGCGCGGGCGAUGAAAUCGUCCGCUUACAGGCUCAGGGAACGCUUCCAGCGAGCGAGUCUCCUCAUACCCAGACAUCCUCUGGGACCCCAGGCGACUCCUCCUCCUACCAAGAUAUCUCAUGGUCCGCGAUGUUUGACCAUUUCCUGAACAACCGCGAGAACAGAAAAGACUGGAUUGACAAAUGCUCCAUCACUUACCUCGGAGAGUCUUUUCCCCUGGCAAUUGUACUGGGUGGCCUCAAGGACGGCAGCCCACCAAAACUACACCAUCUAGGCCCUCCUUUCCCGGGCGCUCAAGCAACUGCCCCGUUUCAACCCCAGCCCGCACAUAUGUUGCCCGAGGAUCUCGAGUAUCUACGAGCCAAGGGAGUGUUCAGUCUGCCAGAGAAGACACAUCUGGAUGCCCUGGUGUCGGUUUUCUUGGACGACGUCUACCCGCUCUACCCCAUUGUCCAUCGCCAAGAAUUCAUACAGCAGUACCAAAAUGGCCAUCUAUCAUUGAUUCUUAUUUAUGCCGUUAGCUUUAUUGCGGUGACGUUCGCCCCCCAGUCCGUCCUGGGCCUUCUAGGCUUGCAUUCCCGUCAAGAGGCCCGUUCGUUGUUCUACAAGAAGGCCAAAGCGCUCUUCGAUAUGGGAUAUUCAACAAACAAAAUCACAAACCUGCAGAGCACUUUCUUCCUCUCGUUCUACGGCGGCGGCCCCAAUACCUACUGGAACUUUUAUUCGUGGAUCAGUACAGCCGUGACGAUUGCCGAGGCGAUAGGAAUCCACCGGUCGACCAUUGCAAUACCCAACAUGCAAGCACGGGACAAAAGUUUAAUGCGAAGGCUAUGGUGGGCCCUGGUCAACCGAGACAGCAUAUGCAGCACCUUGGUCGGGCGUCCGUUCCGCAUUGACUUGGACCAGGCCGAUGCAGAUAUGUUGACAAUUGAGGAUUUCGCGCACGAUGCCAUGGCCCCCGACUUUCGACAGAACCCCUCCGCCCAUCGAUAUGCACAAUAUCAAAUUGAGACGGCGAAUCUCUCACAGAUCAUGCGUGAGAUCAUCAGCAGCCGGUUCUACCCUGGACGACAGCCAGUGAUGUCAGAAGAGCUCCACGCAAAGCUGACCCGGUGGAAAGCAGGCCUAGUUUCGACGUUAACCUGGGACCCCGAGGUGCCGGACCCCUCGAACCCAUUUUCCAUGUCUCUGUCCGUCCAAUACAAUAACCACCUCAUAUUGAUCUAUCUCGGCCACAUGCGUGGCGAAGAUCCAUGUCGCCGCGACGAGCACGAAGUCGAAGGAAUCGUCGACUCCGCCGCGCAUCACAUCCCCACGGUCGUGUGCACGCUCGUGACAAAAUCGGCCCUGCUAACCGUGCCCCACGAGCUAUACCACGGUAUCUUCCUCGCCCAGGCGGCCUUCUACGAGCGGAUGAGGAGCCCGAAUAAACUCGUCGCGCGCCUUGGCCGGUCGGCGCUCAACUCCUGCCAGAUGGUCCUGCAAACUAUUAGUGAAUUUUGGGACAGCGGGACGUUUAUGAUGCAGCUCUUCGAGAAUCUGUCGAGUCGCUGCUUGGAGCAGCCGUCGUGGACCGCUGAGAGCGGACAACAUAACCGUGCCGUAGGGGCUUCUGAGGAUUCUGGUGUAGGCGGCGCUACUCCCUCUACGAACGAUGCGGGCCUUUUCAAUGCUUUUCUGGGAGACGACCGGUGGCAGGGAAAUCCUAUGCUGGAGAGUCUGUUCGAUCUACCGUCGGAGCUGUUUUUGCCUGAAUAG
Molecule: messenger RNA, 2169 nt
Organism: Aspergillus candidus
Lineage: Eukaryota; Fungi; Ascomycota; Eurotiomycetes; Eurotiales; Aspergillaceae
Product: Zn(II)2Cys6 transcription factor
Exons: 1
Coding region: 1-2169 (722 amino acids)
Biological process (GO): regulation of DNA-templated transcription; DNA-templated transcription
Molecular function (GO): DNA-binding transcription factor activity, RNA polymerase II-specific; DNA binding; zinc ion binding
Source: RefSeq, a predicted model, not a curated record